Priapulus caudatus is the source of this 1395-nucleotide messenger RNA. RefSeq lists its product as uncharacterized. Bases 16 to 1395 code for a protein of 459 amino acids. Gene Ontology annotation, cellular component: SCF ubiquitin ligase complex. The transcript has 6 exons. NCBI's taxonomy places the organism in Eukaryota, Metazoa, Priapulida, Priapulimorpha, Priapulimorphida, Priapulidae. Gene Ontology annotation, biological process: SCF-dependent proteasomal ubiquitin-dependent protein catabolic process; positive regulation of protein ubiquitination. The record is from RefSeq and is a predicted model, not a curated record. Gene Ontology annotation, molecular function: protein binding.
ACAACAGAAAGCAGCAUGGCUGAUUGGAGCGAAAUUCCAAGUGUAGUCUUUAUCGAAAUAUUGCAGUACCUCCACCGAAAAGAUAUAAUUAGUAGUUGCUCUACGUGCAGACAGUGGCGAUCGCACUUGUUCAAUUGCAGACUGUGGCGGUCUGUCAGCUUGGCUUUUAUAAAUUCAUCUGAUGAUGAAGUCUCCGGUCUGAAAUUUAUUAUUGAUCAAAUUGGUAGACACAUUCGCGAACUGACCCUCCGGUUUUCGCUGACAGUCGCUCAUUUUACUGAUGACAUGAAGUCAGUCGACCGCGUCGUCGAGGUACUAAAGCUUGUGCCCGCAAAACAGAUCCGAAAGAUAUCUGUUCAGUGUCGUACACCGGCGGUUUUCGACGAUCUAUAUGCUCUAUUCGACACCGAGGGUAAAGAUCACAAUCGUAAUUAUUGGUUACCGAACGAAAACAACGGCGUUGGUAGUUAUCUGAAUGGAUACUAUGCUAUCCUAGGGAACGACGGCGAAUCCAGGUUCGUUGAUGCGUUGCUGAGACUCGUCACAGACAGUCAGAGUUUGACGGAAUUUAGUCUCGGCGGUUUACGCAGUUGCUUGUGCCGUGCGCCGCUAUUGGUUCAACGUCUAGCUAAAUGCCAUGCUGCUAUGCUUGAAAAAUUGCAUCUGGCGUCGGUAUCAGGUAUGCAGAUCAUCACAAAGGUGAAUACUGAGCACUGCUACAACAUUGGUAACUUACAAGCUUUUACGAAUCUGUCGGAACUCAGCUUAGACUACAUUGGAGGGCAGCUAUCGGAGAGCCUGCUGGAUUCGCUCGCGCGUCCCGGCGUGCAUCCCCUGCGCCUCCUCCGCGUCUUCGUCGCCACCGACAACCACGUGUACGAGCACGUCGCCGACCUUGCGCGCGCCAACCCGAUCCGCGACGACGCGUGGGCGUGUCUGCGCGCGCACAGCCCCGCGCUCCGCGUCCACGUCACCUUUUUCGACGUCGACGGUUGCCACGGCGACGACGCGAGCAUCCUGCAGCCGAGCGCGCCCGUCUCCGCUCUCGCGUUCGUGUUCGCGUCGCCGUUCCGCGGAUCGGCGGGGUCGUCGUCGUCGGCGCUGGGUUUCGCGCGGCAGCACUACGCGGCGACGCUGCGGUCGCUGUGCGUGCUGAGGGACGUGGAACGCGAGCCGGCGCAGUACCGCGACGACGACGAGGAGGACGAACUCGUGCUGCUCGCGUGGAAGUGCAAGAAUCUGGAGAGCUUCACGCUCAUCGGGUACGAGUUUGCACAGGAAGACAUAUUUGCCAUAGCACGCCUGCUGAAGUCGAAGCUGAAACAUUUUUGCAUUCCGCAGUGCUGUAUCGCCACGACUCAGGAAGAUGGCGUCAUUGAAAUAGUCGAGUUCUAA